AUGUGGAAGAUCAUCGGUCUUCUAAUCGUAUCUUUAGCUCUUUCUCACGACGCUCUUAGUUACCAGCUUCACGACGUCAGCGAUGGUAAGACAGAGCAUGACGAGAUUUUCCAAUUGUUGGAUAUAAACUAUCAUCGACAAGGCCGGCAACCACAACAGCGCUCCGAGCAUCCGUUUAAAUGUGUAAAACCUGGCUUCUACCCCGAUCCGCGCGACUGCAGAUUGUAUUAUGAGUGCGUGAAAUUGGGACAUGAACGUAACAAUUUCAAGAGACUCGUUCACAAAUGUGAUUUCGGCAAAGUUUUCUCAUACAAAAGCGGCAAUACCUGUGUGCAACCUCGGCAAAGUGGGAGAGUGGAGUGCGGCAGCUAUUCGCAGCAAAUGCAGCGAGAACCAGGAGAAGAAUCUAACAAUCCGCAAUAUCCUAAGAAACAUAAACCAGAACACGGAAAUAAGGAAAAAAGCAGUAGCGAUAGUUGUAGUAGCAGUAGCAGUAGUAGUAGUAGCAGCGAAGAACAUCGUAUCAAAAGAUCAAAGCCGACAACGAAGAAGCAAAGCACCAAUGAAGUAGAAGGUACAACACGGGCAUUCACUACAGAUGGAGACUUUAUCCCGAUAAUACCAUCAUUACCUGAUGAAAAACAAUCGAUCGAAGAAAGUUCACAAAGCGAUAGUAGUUCUAGUGAAGGAUCAGAGAGUAGCGAAAGCAAAGAAAUCAAUGAGAAAAAACAAGAUCGUCCAAAAAAUAAGCAUUCCGGAAAUAAAGAAAACAACAAGAAUAAAUCAAAAAAUUCGCAUCAAUCUAAAGAACGCAAAAAGAAACACGGAAAUAAAGAAAAACACAAUAAAAAAGAUAGGCCAGAUAAAAAACACAAAGAUCGUAAAGACAAAUCAAAGAGCAGCAGCAGUAGCAGUAGUAGUAGUAGCAGCGAAGAACAUCGUACUAAAAGACCAAAGCGGACAACAAAAAAACAAAGCUCCAAUGAAGUAGAAGAUACGACACAGGCAUUCACUACAGACGGAGACUUCAUCCCGACAAUACCAUCAUUACCUGAUGAAAAACAAUCAAUCGAAGAAAGUUCACAAAGCGAUAGUAGUUCAGAAAGCGAUAGUAGUUCUAAUGAAGGAUCAGAGAGUAGCGAAAGCAAAGAAAUCAAUGGGAAAAAACCAGAUCGUCCAAAAAAGAAGCAUUCCGGAAGUAAGGAAAACAACAAGCAUAAACCUAAAAAUUCGCAUCAAUCUAAGGAACGCAAAAAGGGGCACGGAAGUAAAGAAAAACACAAUAAAAAAGAUAAGCAAGAUAAAGAACAUAAAAAUAAGUCGGAUAAAAAACACAAAAAUCGUAAAGACGAAUCAAAGAGCAGCAGCAGUAGCAGUAGUAGUAGUAGCAGCGAAGAACAUCGUACUAAAAGACCAAAGCGGACAACAAAAAAACAAAGCUCCAAUGAAGUAGAAGAUACGACACAGGCAUUCACUACAGACGGAGACUUCAUCCCGACAAUACCAUCAUUACCUGAUGAAAAACAAUCAAUCGAAGAAAGGUCACAAAGGGAUAGUAGUUCACAAAGCGAUAGUAGUUCUAGUGAAGGAUUAGGGAGUAGCGAAAGCAAGGAAAUGGACGGGAAAAAACCGAAAGAUAAAAAAGGUGACAAAAGUAAGGAGAAGCACAAUAAAAAAGAUAAACCAGAUAAAGAACACAAAGAUCAUAGCAAAAACUCAAAGAACAGUAGCAGUAGUAGCAGCAGCGAGGAGCAUUGGACUAAAAGACCAAAGCCAACAACGAAGAAAGACAGCAGCAAUGAAGUAGAAGAUACGACACAGGCAUUCACUACAGACGGAGACUUCAUCCCGACAAUACCAUCAUUGCCUGAUGAAAAACAAUCAAUCGAAGAAAGUUCACAAAGCGAUAGUAGUUCAGAAAGCGAUAGUAGUUCUAGUGAAGGAUCAGAGAGUAGCGAAAGCAAAGAAAUCAAUGGGAAAAAACCAGAUCGUCCAAAAAAGAAGCAUUCCGGAAGUAAGGAAAACAACAAGCAUAAACCUAAAAAUUCGCAUCAAUCUAAGGAACGCAAAAAGGAACACGAAAGUAAAGAAAAACAUAAUAAAAAAGAUAAGCAAGAUAAAGAACAUAAAAAUAAGUCAGAUAAAGAACACAAAAAUCGUAAAGACGAAUCAAAGAGCAGCAGCAGUAGUAGUAGUAGCAGCAGCGAAGAACAUCGUACCAAAAGACCAAAGCGGACGACGAAGAAACAAAGCAGCAAUGAAGUAGAGGCUACGACACAGGCAUUCGCUACAGACGGAGACUUCAUCCCGACAAUACCAUCAUUGUCUGAUGAAAAACGAUCAAUCGAUGAAAGUUCACAAAGCGAUAGUAGCUCACGAAGCGAUAGUAAUUCUAGUGAAGGAUCAGAGAGUAGCGAAAGCAAAGAAAUCAAUGGAAAAAAACCAAAUCUUCCAAAAAAGAAGCAUUCCGGAAGUAAUGAAAGCAACGAGCAUAAAUCUAAAAAUUCGCAUCAAUCUAAGGAACGCAAAAAGGGGCACGGAAGUAAAGAAAAACACAAUAAAAAAGAUAAGCCAGAUGAAAAACACAAAGAUAAGCCAGAUAAAAAAAACAAAGAUAAGCCAGAUAAAAAACAUAAAGAUCGUAAAGACGACUCAAAGAGCAGUAGCAGCAGCAGUAGUAGUAGCAGCAGCGAAGAACAUCAUACCAAAAGACCAAAGCCAACAACGAAGAAACAAAGCAGCAAUGAAGUAGAAGGUACGACACAGGCAUUCACUACAGACGGAGACUUCAUCCCGACAAUACCAUCAUUACCUGAUGAAAAACAAUCAAUCGAAGAAAGGUCACAAAGGGAUAGUAGUUCACAAAGCGAUAGUAGUUCUAGUGAAGGAUCAGGGAGUAGCGAAAGCAAGGAAAUGGACGGGAAAAAACCGAAAGAUAAAAAAGGUGACAAAAGUAAGGAGAAGCACAAUAAAAAAGAUAAACCAGAUAAAGAACACAAAGAUCAUAGCAAAAACUCAAAGAACAGUAGCAGUAGUAGCAGCAGCGAGGAGCAUCGGACUAAAAGACCAAAGCCAACAACGAAGAAAGACAACAGCAAUGAAGUAGAAGGUACGACAUCGGCAAUUACUACAGAAAAAGACUUUGUUCCGACAACACCCACAAUACCCAAUGAGACACUCACUACUACAGAAAAACCAAAAGGCGGAGAAAGUGAUGAAUCUGAAAGUACUAAUCCACAAGCUUCCAAGGAAGAAAUUCAAAACGAUGAAAAUGGCCAUUCUGAGGUGACUACGCCGCAUAUGCCAACCACAGAACACUCUGAAAACGAAGAAAAGGUUGAAACAACAAAAUGCACCUCACCUGGUUUCUUUCCAGAUCUAAAUGAUUGCAUGAAAUAUUAUAGAUGCGUUGAUAUGGGGAACAAUAGAUAUCAAAAAUAUGAAUUUGUAUGUCCGCCUGGUACUCUGUGGGAUCAAGAUAUGCUAACGUGUAAUUAUUUGACACAUAUCAAACGGUUAUCAUGCAAAAAUCAGGACACAAAUCCUUCAGAACAAAGUACUGUAACCAAAAAUCAAGAAGAUACAACUAUUCCGUACAAUCCCACUCAAGGAGGUGAAAGUAAAGAAACUGGUGAUUCCAAAAUAACUACACCUCAUAUUUCCAAGGAAGGAAGUGAUAGCAAUGAGAAUGGACAAUCUGAAAAGAUUACGCCGAAGGUACCAUCCGAAGGAAAUAGCGAAGAACAUGGAGAGAUUGAAACUACAUCAACAGAUAGUUCACAGAAUGAAAAUCAAAGUCGCGAAAGGAGCGAAGCGGAAGGAAGCACGCCGUUAGCGCCAUCCAAGGAGAUUACUGACAGCAAUGAAAGCUCUGAGAUUAAAAUAACAACUCCGCAUGUUUCCAAACAAGAAGUUGGUAGCAAAGAAAUCGAAGAUUCUAAAAAAACAACGCCGCAGGUACUACCCAAGGAAAGUUCUGAAAGUAAGGAAAGUUCCGAGACUGAAAUCACCACACUACGUAAUUCCAACGAAGAAAGUCGAGAGAAGAAUCCCGAAAGGGGUGAGUCGCAAGUGACAACAACGCAAGUACCAACUAAACCCACUGAUGAAAGCAGAAUAAUAAUGGACAGUCAAGCCAAAUGUAGUUCUGAAGGAUAUUUCCCAGAUAAUAAAAAUUGCAAGAAAUAUUAUAAGUGCGAGAAAGUAGGAUCGCAAUCAUUCAAAAAACAUACAUUAAUAUGUCCUAAGGGAACACUUUGGGAUCUAGACGUAUCAAUGUGCAAUCCUGCCGAAUCUGUAAAACGGUCAUGCAAAAAUAAGGAAAUUGAUAAUUCCAAAGAAUCCAAAGAAAUCGGUGACAAGGAAAAGAAAACUACCCCACAUGAAUCUAAUCAAGAAAAUGGAGAAUCAAAAGUGACUACGCCGCAAGUACCAACUAAAGGAAGCUCUGAAAACAAAGGAAGUUCCGAGACUGAAAUCACAACACCAAGUAAUGCAACGGAAGAAGGUCAAAACCGCGAAAAAGGCGAAUCGCAAGAGAGCACGCCACAAGUGCCAUCCAGGGAGAGCAUCGAGAGCAACGAAAGCUCUGAGUCUGAAAUAAAAACUCCGCAUGCUUCGAAGGAAGAAGGAGGUAAUCAAGAAAGUGGGGAAUCUGGAAAAACUACGCCAAAGGUACCACAUAAAGGAAGCUCUGAAAACAACGGAAGUUCCGAGACUAAAACCACAACACCAAGUAAUGCAACGGAAGAAGGUCAAAACCGCGAAAGUAGCGAAUCGCAAGGCAGCACACCACAAGUGCCAUCCAGGGAGAGCAUCGAGAGCAACGAAAGCUCUGACUCUGAAAUAACAAUUCCGCAUGCUUCGAACGAAGAAGGUGGUAAGAAAGAAAGUAAGGAAUCUGGAAAAACUACGCCAAAGGUACCACCUAAAGAAAGCUCUGAAAACAAAGGAAGUUCCGAAACUGAAACUACAACACCAAAUAAUGCAACGGAAGAAGGCCAAAACCGCGAAAGUGGCGAAUCGCAAGCCAGCACACCACAAGUGCCAUCCAGGGAGAGCAUCGAGAGCAACGAAAGCUCUGAGUCAGAAAUAAAACCUCCGCAUGCUUCGGACGAAGAAGCUGGUAACAAAGAAAGUGAAGAAUCUGGAAAAACUACGCCAAAAGUACCACCUAAAGGAAGCUAUGAAAACAAGGGAAGUUCCGAGAAUGAAAUCACAACACCAAGUAAUUCAACGGAAGAAGGUCAAAACCACGAAAGUAACGAAUCGCAAGCGAGCACCCCACAAGUGCCAUCCAGGGAGAGCAUCGAGAGCAACGAAAGCUCUGAGUCUGAAAUAACAAUUCCGCAUGCUUCGAACGAAGAAGGUGGUAAGAAAGAAAGUGAGGAAUCUGGAAAAACUACGCCAAAAAUACCACCUAAAGAAAGCUCUGAAAACAAGGGAAGUUCCGAGAUUGAAAUAACAACACCAAGUAAUUCAACAGAAGAAGGUCAAAACCACGAAAGUAACGAAUCGCAAGGGAGCACCCCACAAGUGCCAUCCAGGGAGA
Dinoponera quadriceps is the source of this 5551-nucleotide messenger RNA. RefSeq names its product dentin sialophosphoprotein-like. The annotation marks the transcript as partial. The record is from RefSeq and is a predicted model, not a curated record. Gene Ontology annotation, molecular function: chitin binding. NCBI's taxonomy places the organism in Eukaryota, Metazoa, Arthropoda, Insecta, Hymenoptera, Formicidae. Gene Ontology annotation, cellular component: extracellular region. The transcript is spliced from 4 exons.